ACUUAAAAAGUUUUAUCCCACGUUACACAGAUGUUUCCAGACUUUGGCUGUCUUUUGCCUGCCACGUUUUACUCGAUGAUCUAACUUGUGUAGACGUCCAGGCUAUGUCUCUUGCCUGCCACGUUUUACUCGAUGAUCUAACUUGUGUAGACGUCCAGGCUAUGUUUCUUGCCUGCCACGUUUUACUCGAUGAUCUAACUUGUGUAGACGUCCAGGCUAUGUUUCUUGCCUGCCACGUUUUACUCGAUGAUCUAACUUGUGUAGACGUCCAGGCUAUGUCUCUUGCCUGCCACGUUUUACUCGAUGAUCUAACUUGUGUAGACGUCCAGGCUAUGUUUCUUGCCUGCCACGUUUUACUCGAUGAUCUAACUUGUGUAGAUGUCCAGGCUAUGUUUCUUGCCUGCCACGGCACGUUUUCCGACGUCUUCCUUAACCUUUUCCCAGGUCUUCUUCACAUGCUCCUUGAAGUCUUCCCAUGUGUCUUCGGCCUUGAUUUUGAUAUCUUCCCACAAACCGCGGCGCACCAGCUCCCUCCUCAACGCCUGCGCGUCUCGCUCUACGCUGCUCCUACGCCACCUGGGUCUGAACCCAGGCCACAUCUCCCAAGUUCCCGGCCCAGCAGUUUCCCCCCAAACUACGAGCAUGCGCACUUGACUCACCUGCUGAGACCAGACCAGUUCAGACAGACCAGAACAAACGACCUGCACAAGUUGUCCCCCCUAUAUAUCCAGUUCUCCAGCAAUUCAACAAGUUGGGCAGGGUGAUUAUAA
Molecule: messenger RNA, 770 nt
Organism: Aplysia californica (California sea hare)
Lineage: Eukaryota; Metazoa; Mollusca; Gastropoda; Aplysiida; Aplysiidae
Exons: 2
Coding region: 105-764 (219 amino acids)
Source: RefSeq, a predicted model, not a curated record